Molecule: messenger RNA, 1359 nt
Organism: Mesorhabditis belari
Lineage: Eukaryota; Metazoa; Nematoda; Chromadorea; Rhabditida; Rhabditidae
Source: the annotation of a GenBank genome assembly
AUGGUGGAAUUGACACUCGAGCGGUCACAGAUGAAAUUCGUCGAUGGACUAUUCAAGAGGAUUCGAAAAUCGGCGAAACGCCGGAGAAGACACACACUUUCCGAGCAACCGCACUGCUCAAUUGAUCAUGAAGCGUUGGAAUUACCCAGCCCUGUCUCAGAAGAUUUGCCCAGUUCAAGUGGAUCUUGUCCAAAUACGAGUAAAACACCUAGAUCCGCUUCUGCAUUGGCUGCCAUUGGACACCCAUCCACUAGCAGUUUACAGAAAGAUGAGCGAAUCUCGUUGGACGAGUUGGAAGUGAAAGAAUUAGAGCCACCAAAGGCCGAACCGGAACUGACCGAUUCGCCGGUGAGGAAGAAAUGUCCUGUAAAGAUUACAGUGACAAGUCAUGAUGAUGACGAUAUGGUGGCCAUUAUCGAAGAGGUUUUCGUUGGGGAGGAUGCGUCGAGAAGCACGACACCCACUCCACAAACGGUGAAUGAGAAUCUGGGUGGAGAGCAGAUGGAGAACGCAGAUCCUUUAAAUUCUACAACAACUGUUUCUCUAUUGGAUUCUUUACAAACCGAGACUGCGGUGGUUAGGAAUUCGAAGCUGAAAGUCCCCUGGCAUUCUGUGCAUUUCUUCUCGUGUGAGGGACCAGAUGAGGAUUUGUCUGAAUCUUCCGCUCCACCCGAGAUCGAGAAAGUCGAGCCAGUAGCCAAGAAACCACUCACUUCUAUCGUUAAUCUAUUCCAAAGCCGAAACUUGCUCAACAAAAAAGAGCCAGCUCCAUCAACGAUCAAAGAGUCGUCCGAAUCGUCGCAAACGAUCGAUGACACUGAAGCGGAGAAAGGAAACUCUGGUGGCCAAUUGCUUAAACAUGAGAACACGGUCGUUCGAGCGGAUGGGCUGCCGGUCGGGACGGGAAGCGGAAUGAAGCUCACACAAGCGCUGCCAGCGCAGAAGCAAGACAUUGUGAAAGUUACACAGCAACUACUUGAUGCGAUUUCGUGCAAAGAUUGGGACAGUUACACAAAGCUGUGUGACCCGGGUAUGACUUGUUUCGAGCCGGAAACUCUUGGCAAUCUCAUAGAGGGAAUCGACUUUCACCGAUUCUACUUUGAUCCAAGCAAUUCCGGUGGUGCACGAAAAGGCGGUCUGCACACGACAAUGCUCAAUCCAAAUGUGCACGUGAUGGGCGAUGAGGGAGCGUGCAUUGCCUACGUUCGACUCACUCAAUACAUUGACAAGAACGGUGAUGCGAAAACUCGUCAAUCACAAGAAUCUCGGGUGUGGCAGCGUCGAAACGGUCGCUGGUUGUGUGUCCACGUGCAUCGUUCAACCGGUUCCCCAAACAAUCCAUCAGCAUCCACCGAUUAU